AUGAUGCUUGCAGAAGCUCACAACGUGGUCCUGACUGGACCAAAGAACAAAGAUUGGAGAGAUGAGCAUUAUGCAUACAUUAUGAGAUGGAUAAAUCGUUUGACCUCCGCUCUGGUUGGUGAUCCCGUAGUGCACUAUCAAGCGUCUGAAGCGUAUAUGCAAUGGUAUAAUGAUGAAUAUGGGGCUCACAUGCGUUUAACUGGUUAUGUUCCACAACCACAGCCACAGCCACAGCCACAGCCACAACAAGAGGCACAACCACAGCCACAGCCACAACCUAUCAUGCACCCAUACCAGUACCCAUACACACAACCGUACAUUGAGCCUAGAGUCUCAUUCUUUAGUCAGUUAUUCCAUGACUCACAUUCAUUACAGAUGCCGCCAUAUCAAGCAUAUUAUCGACCCGCUAUGUCACAGCAGAGGGACACAACUGAGCAAUCUUCAAAUCAUCAGUUGUAUUGGUGGGUUCUUGAAACAGACACAUCGCAAUGGAUAAAUGAGUUGUUGGACCCUUAA
Messenger RNA from Arachis stenosperma, 516 nucleotides. RefSeq lists its product as uncharacterized. The record is from RefSeq and is a predicted model, not a curated record. The transcript has a single exon. Lineage: Eukaryota; Viridiplantae; Streptophyta; Magnoliopsida; Fabales; Fabaceae. The coding region runs from base 1 to 516 and encodes 171 amino acids.